AUGAACAUGGCUUCCUGCCACAGCAGCACCAGGAGACUAAGACGGUGUCCAGUCAGUGACCAGCCUCUGGAUAAUUGUGUGGAUGGCGAUCAAGGUCGCCUGGUGGGUGCUCUGGACGCGGUGCUGGAUUCCAACGCACGGGUGGCUCCGUUUCGAAUCCUGCUUCAAGUUCCUGGCUCCCAGGUGUAUUCUCCCAUAGCAUGUGGCGCGACCUUAGAAGAAAUAAGCCAGCACUGGGACUGGCUGGAGCAGAACCUCCUGCACACGCUGUCCGUCUUUGACAACAAGGAGGACAUCGCGAGCUUCGUAAAAGGGAAAGUCAAGGCGCUGAUUGCGGAGGAGACCAGCAGCAAGCUGGCGGAGCAGGAAGAGGAGCCCGAGAAGUUCCGAGACGCCUUGGUAAAGUUCGAGGCCAGGUUUAACUUCCCGGAGGCAGAGAAGCUGAUCACCUACUACUCCUGCUGCUGUUGGAAGGGCAGGGUGCCCCGCCAAGGCUGGCUCUAUCUCAGCAUCAACCACCUCUGCUUCUACUCCUUCUUCCUGGGCAAGGAACUCAAACUGAUCAUCCCGUGGGCCGAUAUCUACAAGGUAGAGAGGACGUCCAACGUCUUUCUGACGGACACCAUCCGGAUCACCACGCGGAACAAGGAGCGCGACUUCUCCAUGUUCCUCAGCCUCGACGAGGUGUUCAAGAUCAUGGAGCAGCUGGCGGACGUGACGCUCCGGAGGCUGCUGGACAAUGAGCUCUUCGACCUUGACCCCGAUCUGCAGGAGCCCAGCCAGAUCACCAAGCGGGAUCUUGAAGCUAGAGCACAGAAGGAGUUCUUCCGGGCGUUCUUCAGGUUGCCAAGGAAGGAGAAGCUGCACGUGGUCAUGGCCUGUUCCCUGUGGACGCCGUUUAGCCGCUGUCACACUGCGGGGCAGAUGUUUACCUCUGACAGCUACAUCUGCUUUGCUAGCAAAGAAGACGGCUGCUGUAACGUGGUCCUCCCACUCAGAGAGGUAGUGAGCAUUGAGAAGGUGGAGGACACCAGCCUGCUGCCCAACCCCAUCAUUGUCAGCAUCAGGAGCAAGAUGGCCUUCCAGUUCAUCGAGCUCAAGGAUCGAGACAGCCUGGUGGAGAGUCUCCUGGUGAGGCUGAAGCAGGUUCAUGCCAACCAUCCCGUGCAUUAUGACAGCUCAGGAAAUGAAGAUAUGGCUUCGCCGGUGUUCCCCUCCACAAGCAUGUGCAGCGACCACAGGUUUGGGAAGCUGGAGAUGGUGUCUUCUGAAAACAGGGAGGACCGGGACAAAGAGACGAGCCCACUGCUCAACCCUGAGGCCCUGAUAGCCAUCUUCCAGCAGUCGGGCAGCCAGAGCCCCGACGCGCGGAUGUCCAGAGAACAGAUCAAAAUAAACCUGUGGAACGACCACUUCGUGGAAUACGGCAGAACUGUGUGCAUGUUUCGCACAGAAAAGAUCCGGAAGCUUGUAGCCAUGGGGAUCCCCGAAUCUUUACGUGGCCGACUCUGGCUCCUUUUCUCGGAUGCCAUCACAGACCUGGCCUCGCACCCCGGGUACUAUGGGAACCUGGUAGAGGAGUCCAUGGGGAAGUGCUGCCUGGUGACCGAGGAGAUUGAACGCGACCUGCACCGCUCCUUACCGGAGCACCCUGCCUUCCAAAACGAGACAGGGAUCGCCGCCCUGAGGAGAGUGCUGACAGCCUACGCCCACCGGAACCCCAAAAUUGGAUACUGCCAGUCCAUGAACAUCCUGACGUCAGUGCUGCUGCUCUAUGCCAAAGAGGAAGAAGCCUUCUGGUUGCUGGUUGCUGUGUGUGAGCGGAUGUUGCCCGACUACUUCAACCACCGAGUGAUAGGGGCUCAGGUGGACCAGUCUGUCUUUGAGGAGCUCAUCAGGGAGCACCUCCCGGAGCUGGCUGAGCACAUGAAGGACCUCUCCGCCCUGGCCUCCGUGUCUCUCUCGUGGUUCCUGACCCUGUUCCUCAGCAUCAUGCCCUUGGAGAGUGCGGUCAAUGUCGUAGACUGCUUCUUCUACGAUGGGAUCAGAGCCAUCUUCCAGCUGGGGCUGGCGGUGCUCGAUGCCAACGCCGAGGACCUGUGCAGCAGCAAGGACGACGGGCAGGCCUUGAUGAUCCUCAGUCGGUUUCUAGACCACAUUAAGAACGAGGAGAGCCCCGGGCCCUCGGUUGGCAGCUACCACGCCUUCUUCUCCGACGACCAGGAGCCCUACCCCGUCACCGACAUCGCUGACUUGAUCCGGGACUCCUACGAGAAAUUCGGAGACCAGUCUGUGGAGCAGAUAGAGCACCUGCGUUGCAAGCACAGGAUCCGAGUUCUCCAAGGCCACGAGGACACCACCAGGCAGAACGUGCUCCGCGUUGUCAUCCCAGAAGUCUCUCUUCUUCCUGAAGACUUAGAAGAGCUGUACAACUUAUUCAAGAGAGAGCACCUGAUGAGCUGCUACUGGGAGCAGCCCAGCCCCGUGCUUCAGCGCCACGACCCCAGCAGGCCCUACGCAGAGCAGUACCGCAUAGACCCCCAGCAGUUUGCCAGCCUGUUUAAGCUCGUCUCGCCAUGGACCUGCGGGGCCCACACGAAGAUCCUUGCAGAGAGGACCUUCCGGCUCCUGGAUGACAACAUGGACCAUCUCAUCGAGUUCAAGGGCUUUGUUGGCUGCCUAGAUACCAUGUACAAUGGAGAAAUGAACGAAAAAAUAAAACUGCUCUAUAGGCUUCAUAUUCCUCCAGCCCUCACUGAAAAUGACCAAGACAGCCAGUCACCACUGAAGAGCCCUCUGUUGUCGACAUCUAGACCCCUGGUUUUUGGGAAAUCAAACGGUGAUGCAACUGACUACCAGAAGCAGCUAAAGCAGAUGAUUAAGGAUUUAGCCAAAGAAAAAGAUAAAACUGAGAAAGAGCUACCCAAAAUGAGCCAGAGAGAAUUUAUCCAGUUCUGCAAAACCCUGUACAGCAUGUUCCACGAAGAUCCAGAAGAAAACGAGCUCUAUCAAGCCAUCGCCACGGUGACCACACUCCUGCUCCAGAUAGGGGAAGUGGGGCAGCGCAGCAGCAGCUCUGGGAGCUGCUCCCAGGAAGGCGGGGAGGACCUGCAGGUUUCAGCGCCUUCUCCUGACCAGGACUCUGUCUUUGCCCCUGCUGACAAGGGGACUGCUCCCCAGGACUCCCACGUGUUCCCUGAGGCAGGAAGAGAAGGGGAUUGGACUGUCUCUCUUGAACAUAUUUUAGCAUCACUUCUGACGGAACAGUCUUUAGUCAACUUCUUUGAGAAGCCACUAGAAAUGAAAUCCAAACUUGAAAAUGCGAAGAUCAAUCAGUAUAGUCUCAAAACUGGGGAAAUGGGCCGCCAAUCUCAGCCUGAACUCAAACUGAGCAACCUGUAGCGGUGGAGUACACUGGAGCCACCAUACCAAAGCCAGGCCAAGGCCAUUCCUCAGGCUGUGAGCCCUAAAAUCCAGACUCUAGACUAGUUCCCUUGGAGUGAAACCAGGUAUCUGGAUAAAGCAAUCCAGCAGGUGGAACUGCGGCCAGAAAUAUACAGCCUCCACAUCUCUAUUUAUUCAAGAACAUCCUCUGGGCCUUGUCCAUGCUACAGGGUCUCUCUCACACAGCCAUGCACUCACCGCUGGGGCUUGGCAAGGCCACUGUCAGGUUUGUUUGUGAUGUUGCCUGAAGCCGGGUCUGGUUUGUCAGACUUGAGACAAGCUCCGGGCUCUUUCUACACUUGGAAUGAUGGGUGAGGUUUGUUCUCAAGGUCUAAGAGCCACUACCUGUGCAAUUGUAUUUGGCUUUUUUUCUUUUGCACUAAGUUGUUUCAAUGCUGGUAAUUGAAACCAUUUUAAUAUAUUUGGUUCUUUUCACUUUGUAUGUCCUUCCAAAAAUGUUGUGUACAAAUCAAGCUUUCCAUGUUGGCUUCAAAUUUUGUAAAAAGAACUUUUUCUAUUGA
Molecule: messenger RNA, 3965 nt
Organism: Echinops telfairi (small Madagascar hedgehog)
Lineage: Eukaryota; Metazoa; Chordata; Mammalia; Afrosoricida; Tenrecidae
Gene: TBC1D8
Product: TBC1 domain family member 8
Exons: 21
Coding region: 1-3402 (1133 amino acids)
Source: RefSeq, a predicted model, not a curated record